This is a messenger RNA of Entrophospora candida, 506 nucleotides long. NCBI's taxonomy places the organism in Eukaryota, Fungi, Glomeromycota, Glomeromycetes, Entrophosporales, Entrophosporaceae. The record is from the annotation of a GenBank genome assembly.
UCAGACAACCCUUUGAGAGACUAGGAAUGGAUAUUGUUGGACCUUUACCUGAGACAAGGAAAGGAAACAAGUAUAUGGUUGUGGCAACUGAGUAUUUGACUAAGUGGCCAGAAGCAAGGGCAAUUCCUGAUGCAAAAGUUGCUUUGGUGGUGCAAUUCUUUUAUGAAGACAUUAUAAGUUGUCAUGGUUGUCCUAAAAUAUUGUUGACUAAAGCUCCUCGCAAGCUGGCUUCUGGCUCAUGUGGAGCCUUAUUGUUGACAAACCAGGGAACACAUUUUGUUAACCAAAUAUUGGAUGAACUAUGCAGAGCAAUGGGAAUAAAACAUAAAUUGUCAUUGGCAUUGGCAUAUCAUCCACAAACAAAUGGAUUGGUUGAAAGAUUUAAUAGGAUGCUUUGUGAAGCAUUGGCCAAAAGAGAAGCAAUAUUUCCAAUUGAAUUACAAAUUCCUACUUACCUUACAGAAAUUAGUAGUGAAGAACAAAAAGAAGAAUUAUUAUUAAAAUGA